AUGCAUCAUAAUUGCUUCCAGCUUUCUUUCUUUCUUUAUGCAUCUUCUCUCUCUCUCUCUCUCUCUCUCUCUCUCUCUCUCUCUCUCUCUCUCUUCGAUACACCCAAACAACCCGAUCUAUUAUACAAAUUUCUUUUUUUUUGCAGACCAAAUAUACACAUAGCUUACCCAAAGGCUGUUCCUUCUUUAAAACCAUUUCCCUCGUUAGCUGAGAGGUUCAACAGUCGAGAAUCAGACAAAGGCACAGACCGAAAGACACUCUGCUCUGAGAGCAAGACCUUUCAUUCUCUCACUCGUUCUCCCUUCCUAUCACGUUUAUGUUCUCUCUCACUCUGUACGAUUCUAUCACUCUAUCAAUCUCACUUAAUAUCUCUCUCUAUAUAUAUCUCACACACAUAUGCCCUUUUGAAUAUGACUUUUCUAAUAUCUAUCUCUCUGGUUGUUCAUUAUCUAUCUAUCUAUCUAUCUAUCUAUCUAUAUCAAUUUAAAUUUUCUUUGUCUUUCAUUUUUUCUUUUUCAUUCUUUCUUUUUUUUUUUUUUUCUUUUUUCUUUCUUUCUUUCUUUCUAUAUUUUCUUUCUUUCUUUCUAUAUUUUCUUUCUUUCUUUCUAUAUUUUCUUUCUUUCUAG
This is a messenger RNA of Acanthosepion pharaonis, 627 nucleotides long. The record is from the annotation of a GenBank genome assembly. Lineage: Eukaryota; Metazoa; Mollusca; Cephalopoda; Sepiida; Sepiidae.